AUGAAUAUAUCUGUUGGGACGCGAUGCUUAGGUGGAUCAAGGCGAUUUUCUUCUGCUUCUAUGGUGGGGGGCCGGAGCGCUGCUCCUACAUGCCAGCCGUUUGGAAGACCAUGUGGGGCUGGUGGUUUUUCUAGCAUGAGCCUGAAUUACUCUGGUGGUGGAAGCCAAAAAGUAGCUUACAGUCAUGGCUUUGGAGGACAGGUCUACAGGGGUGUUGGUGGGCAAGGCAUAGGAAUGGGCGGCCAAGCCAUGGGGAUGGCUGGGCAAGCGAUGGGGAUGGGAGCUUAUGGUUACGGUGGAGGGUUUGGUGGAGGCUACGGGGGGGCUGAGUGCCCAGGUGGGUUUGGAGCGUAUGGUAGAAUGGGCAGCGUGAGUGGCAACAGAAGCGAAGGGAUCCGGGGGGUGUCUAUUGACGAGCGCCUCUUGAAGCCACUUUCUCUUGGAGUUGACCCCGAGGAGCAGAGAGCCCGGACGCACGAGAAAGAAGAGAUGAAAACCUUGAACAACCAGUUUGCUUGCUUCAUCGAUAAGGUUCGAUCCCUGGAGCAGCAGAACAAGGUUCUGGCUACUAAGUGGGAACUCUUGAAUCAGUGUGUUCAGCCUACCAGGAAGAACCUUGAAGGCUACUAUGAGAAUUUCACUGCCUCGCUUAAGAAACAACUGGAAUGUCUCCUAAGCGAGAGAGAAAAACUGGAACAUGAACAGAAGAACAUGCAGGAACUAGUUGAGGAAUACAGGUCUAGAUAUGAGGAAGAGGUUAAUAGGCGCACAACAGCAGAGAAUGAAUUUGUGGUGCUCAAAAAGGAUGUUGAUUGUGUCUUCCUCACUAAAGAAGAGCUGGAAUCUAAAGUCGAUGUUUUAGCACAGGAGCUGGAAGUUCUGAGAUGUAUCUUUGCAGAGGAGUUAACUCAGCUGGACAGCCAAAUCUGUGACACUUCUGUAAUUCUGAAAAUGGACAACACACGUGAUCUGGAUAUGAACCUCAUCCUUAAGAAUGUAGAAGCCUGGUAUCAGAAUAUUGCUCACACCAGCAAACAAGAAGCUGAAGCCUUUUACCACAAUAAGAUUGCAGAGAUUCAGAAUAACCGAGGCAAAUUCAACGAAGAACUGAAAAGCAACCAGCAUGAGAUUUCAGAGCUCAACAGAGUGGUCCAGAGGCUGCAAACGGAUACUGAUAAUGCAAAGAAGCAGGUUGCCAGUCUGCAGUCAGCUAUUUGUGACUCUGAGCAACGUGGUGACAUUGCCCUAAAAGAUGCCCGGAAUAAGCAUGUUGAGCUGCAGACAGCCUACCAGCAGUCUAAAGAUAAACUGGCCUGCCUGCUCCGUGAUUACCAGGAGCUGCUAAACACCAAGCUGGCUCUAGAUAUUGAAAUUGCUACCUAUAAGGCAUUGCUGGAAGGAGAGGAGAGCAGGUGA
Messenger RNA from Python bivittatus (Burmese python), 1416 nucleotides. Its product is annotated as keratin, type II cytoskeletal cochleal-like. Gene Ontology annotation, biological process: keratinization; intermediate filament organization. Gene Ontology annotation, cellular component: keratin filament. Gene Ontology annotation, molecular function: structural constituent of skin epidermis. The record is from RefSeq and is a predicted model, not a curated record. Lineage: Eukaryota; Metazoa; Chordata; Lepidosauria; Squamata; Pythonidae.